This is a messenger RNA of Trichoplax adhaerens, 423 nucleotides long. RefSeq lists its product as uncharacterized. The transcript is spliced from 4 exons. Gene Ontology annotation, cellular component: membrane. NCBI's taxonomy places the organism in Eukaryota, Metazoa, Placozoa, Uniplacotomia, Trichoplacea, Trichoplacidae. The coding region runs from base 1 to 423 and encodes 140 amino acids. The record is from RefSeq and is a predicted model, not a curated record.
AUGGAUGAGCAAAAUCAGUUAUUAUCAUUUUCCAAUCCGGUUUUCAAUGCUUACGCAUUUUAUGCUGUUAUCAUCGUCCUAAAGGUCCUGACAAUGGCAGUUAAUACAGGCCGUCUCAGGCAAAAGAAUACCGCCUUCUCAAAUCCAGAAGAUGCCAUCUUAUUUGGUAUAGAACCAUCCAAAAAAAAUGUCAACGUCAAACAUCCAGAUGUAGAACGCUUUGUGAGGGCCCAUAGAAAUGAUUUAGAAAACAUCAUUUCUUUCCUAUUUGUUGGAUUUUUAUAUGUUUUAACGGAUCCACCGUAUGAUAUAAGUAUAUACUGCUUCCGAAUAUUUACUUUAGCUCGUAUUAUUCAUUCAGUAUCGAGCGUGAAAGUAAAUACAUUACUAAGAUAUGCAGCAGCAAUUCCCGGCAUGGAAUAG